UACGCGUGUGGGUUUUGCAAUUCAUCUUUUUUUUCUCUCCUCAAGUUAUCUUGGCAUAUCAAGAGUUGGCUCAGCAAUGCGCCAAGCUCUUCACCCAAAUCAUGACCCCUUUGGCAAGCGGUCGUAGGCUUCAGCGUCUGCUUCUCCUAGUCGUUUUCUUCCUUGUCUUUGCCUACCUCUCCUAUCCUUCAUUAUCUCGAUCUCAGGGAUGGCAAGAUGCAGAACCAGUUGAAGAGUACAUACCAACAAGUUUCGACUGGGCAAGUCGGCCAAUGAAGAAUCCGAUACCUGAAUCCUCACUUGUACAGCUUCCCAAAGGCCCUCCCCGUGAGCUUCCGCGUAUUCAAUAUGCCUUCACCACAGACGAACUUGGCAAGGCGCAUAACGAGACCCAAUGGUAUCGAAGGGAUGCCGUCAGAAAGGCCGCUCAAAAAUCAUGGAAGUCUUACCGAGCGUUUGCCUGGCGACAUGACGAGCUCGCUCCGCAGUCGUUGACUGGAAAGGAUAGCUUUGCUGGAUGGGGUGCUACCUUGGUGGACUCGCUCGACACUCUCUGGAUCAUGGGGUUGAGGGAGGAAUUCGACGAAGCUGUGCGCGCGGUGGGGGCCAUCGACUGGAAUAAGUCAUCGUCUUCGCAAUGCAGCUUGUUUGAAACAAACAUCAGAUAUCUCGGCGGCCUACUCUCAGCCUACGACUUGAGUCGCCGGGAGAUCCUCUUCAAGAAAGCGGUAGAGCUAGGUGACAUGCUCUUCGCAGGCUUUGACACUCCCAACCACCUACCUGCCAACUCUUAUGACUUCAAGAGGGCUAAGAAUGGUGAGCUUAGUGCCUCAUCACGCCAGUCCCUUGCAGUCCUCGGCUCCAUGUCCAUGGAAUUCACCCGCCUCUCCCAAUUAACCGGUGACCCCAAGUACUACUCCAUCGUGGAGCAGCUGAAAAAGGACCUUGAAAAGACCCAAGAGCAAACCAACCUCCCCGGCCUCUGGCCAAAGUACAUCGACCUCAUAGGAGGAACCCGCCCCAAGUCCGACACCCUCUUCACCCUCGGCGCCCAAGCCGAUUCCGCCUACGAAUACCUCUCCAAGACCUACCUCCUCCUCGGCGGCCUCGACCCUUCCUACGAACUGAUGCACGUCAAAGCCAUGGACGCGGCCGUUAAGCACCUCUUGUUCCGCCCCAUGCUCCCGUCCGGCGACGACGAUACAUACGAAGCUGGGUCUCCUCCUCCCGAUAUCCUGUUCUCCGGCAACGCCGUGUCCACCCAACGCGAUAAAUCCAAUCUCCAGCCGCGCGUCCAACACCUCGGUUGUUUUGCCGGCGGUAUGUUUGCGCUGGGCGGUAAGCUCUUUGACAGGCCCGACCAUGUGCAAAUCGGCGAGCAAUUAGCCCGGGGCUGUGCAUGGGCGUAUGAAGCCUUUUCCACUGGCAUCAUGCCUGAGGUUUCCGAGCUUGUGCCGUGUGACAAGGUAGAGCGUGAGGCCGAAGAAAAUGACGACCAUCUCGCCCAAUGCCCAUGGAACGAAGCAAAAUGGCGACAAAAGAAAAAGAAAGCCGCAGCCGCCGCCGCCGCCGCCGCUACAGCAGCUGCAAUGAACACCCGUUUCGCGUCAGAUACCAACUCCCAAACCACCCUCCCAAAACCUUUUACCAAACUCCUCGACCCCCACUACCUCCUCCGCCCGGAAGCCAUCGAAUCCCUCUUUGUCCUCUACCGCAUAACGGGGAAAAAGGACCUUUUGGACAUCGCCUGGCGCAUGUUCCAAUCCAUCACCAAGGCCACAGAAACUAAGUUUGCCUUCUCCGCCAUCGAGGAUGUGCACAUUCAAAAUCCGGGACAGCCGACCACCAAAACCGACUCGAUGGAGAGUUUUUGGAUGGCGGAGACUUUGAAGUAUUUCUAUUUGAUUUUUAGUCCCGAGGAUGGCGCUGCGGAAGGGUCCGGUGGGGAGGAGGGGGUGACUUUGGAUGGUUGGGUGUUUAAUACCGAGGCUCAUCCGUUUAGGGUACCGAGGCCGAUGGUUGAGGUGAAGGUGAGAGAGGGGGGUGAGGGUGAAGAAAAGUCGAAGUGAGGCGGCGAAGUAGACUGCUUUGCUAUUCCCU
Messenger RNA from Neurospora hispaniola, 2100 nucleotides. Its product is annotated as seven-hairpin glycosidase. Gene Ontology annotation, biological process: carbohydrate metabolic process; mannose trimming involved in glycoprotein ERAD pathway. NCBI's taxonomy places the organism in Eukaryota, Fungi, Ascomycota, Sordariomycetes, Sordariales, Sordariaceae. The record is from RefSeq and is a predicted model, not a curated record. Gene Ontology annotation, cellular component: membrane; endoplasmic reticulum. Gene Ontology annotation, molecular function: calcium ion binding; mannosyl-oligosaccharide 1,2-alpha-mannosidase activity. The coding region runs from base 102 to 2069 and encodes 655 amino acids. The transcript has a single exon.